AAGCGGACGAAGAAGAAGAAGACCAAGAAGAAGAAGAAGGAGAGCAACAGCUUGUCAGUGCGAAGAUGCCAAGACACUGCUCAGCAGGCGGCUGCAAAUCCCGGGACAAUCGUGAAACUCGCAAGGCUGGCAUCACUUUUCACAAGUUACCCAAAGGAGCAACGCGAAGGAACUUGUGGAUAACCAAUUCCCACCGCGUUGGCCUGUGGGAUCCUCAAACUGACUUUGUCUAUUUCUGCUCAAAACAUUUCACCCCAGAGAGCUUUGAACUCACGGGAUACAGUGGCAUCCGAAGACUCAGGGAAGAUGCUUUUCCAUCAGUGUUUGAACCAAUACAGGAUCCCAAAAGCAAAAGAACAGGAAGGCCUCGAAAACGUGAAGGAAUCCAAGUGAGGAAGAAACCCCAGCCUUUGAAAGCAGAGGCAGCUACCAAAGAUGCCUUUCAAGAACAAACUGAGGAAGCCGAAAGUAAACGUGGGGAGGAUGUUUGUGUCUCAGUGCCAAAAGGAAAGCAUGAUCAAGUUGCCUCAGAUAUUGAAGACCUCCUCCAGCAGGACAGUCAUCAACUCCCCCCAGCUAAUCUUCAGUCACCACCUGUUCCUCGUCCCCUCUCUCCAUCACAUUACAUGAGACGCCUGCCUCCUCCUCCAGGAUUCUACUUGGGGAAAGAGCACAGCUAUGCCCAGCUCUGCCCCUUGCUGUGGAGGAGACGUUAUGACCGAGUUAUUGACUGCUUGGAGAAGGCCUUACGACAGCUGAACGCAGCCAGGAGGAGGGAGAGCCGGUUACGUAGUGCCCUCUUGCAGCUACGUGAAAAACAUUUGAAGCAGGUCAUGUUUCUCUCAAAAGAUGGAUGUAAAAGUAAUGGAAGUUGGAUGCCAGGUGCUGAGACUGGACGGUGUAGAGCAAGUAGACACAGAGGAGGUAGAGGUUUUUAUCUGGCUAACAAGGAUGAGAGAGAGCUUGAUGAAGAGACUGAGGACACAGGGCUGUAUGAUAACAGAACUGGGGAGGAGGUGGAUCGGGGUGGGCAUUUGACUCAAACAGAUACAAACCACAGGCCUGAAGAGGAGAGGGGAUACUGCUUAUACUGUGGGAGAGGUGGGGAGGACAAAAGGGGCCAAGUCAUAUGCAGAAUUUCAGAAACGAGGAAAGCUGGACAGCUGACAAUGCAUGGCGUCUCAUUGAGGUGUCAGGUAAAUGAGAGAGUUGAAGAAUUUGACAAACAUCUUCGAGAACAACUUAAUGAUAAAGAAAAAGAAGUAUUGGCUGGAAGAGCAGAAGCAUCAAAGGGGGGAUCUGAAAACUACCAUUGUUAUGCUGAUGUGACUGAUGAUGUUAAAGGCCUACAGUUAAUGAGGCUGGAAAGACCACUUGGUACAUGUGUAGAUACAGCUCCAAACUUCCACAGAGGCACAACGCCACCUGUUCCCCAAGCCCUGCUGCAAAUCCAAGUGCAGUCUGGCCUGAAUCCAAUGACUUCUGCUGAGGUACUACAGCGUGACAAUCAUGCUCAGUCCCUGUCGUCUGACCUAGGCUCUCAGCAAGGUGUGCUGCUCACAGACUUGUGUGCCAGGGAAAGUGAGCACGCUGGUCCAGAAGAUCAUGGAGGACUGGAGCGACAUGAGUUCCGGAUAGAGGAAACUAAUGAAGGUGAACUUUGUCUUGUGUCUGUUCCUACUGAGGAUGAGUUAGAAAGUAUAAUUUGGAUGCAAAGAGUGGCUGAAGAUUCACAAAACAUGCUUGUUUCAGAAGUGGGUCAUCAGAGAGACUUUGGACAGAUGACAGGGGAUAAUGGUAGGCAGAGGUUAGAGAACAUACCCAGAGAAGCUAGAGUUGAAAAUGCCUCUUCUUAUGGGAAUGGUGGGCAGCAAUCCAUUUUAUACAAACCUGUUGUGGUAAUGAAAGAGGAUGUGAGACAGAAACUGAAAGAACAUCUUGAGGGGUUUCAUCUUCAGUUGAGUAAUGAAUUUGCCAGUUGAAGUUAUGUUGUAAACUAUGACAUUGUGAUACAACAAAAACCAUCCUGAUCCCUACAAUGAGACAACUGUAUUGUUUUACAGAAUGACUACAAAACAUGUUUUCAUUGACCCACAAAAUCAUUUUAUAGAACACAGACACACACACAGACACACACACACACACACACACACACACACACACACACACACACACACACACACACACACACCAUAUGUAUAGAUAGAUAUUUGUUGUACUCCUUUGGCAAAACUAGUCAGAAUUUCCAAAGUGAAUUCUGAAGAAGAAACACAGCUUGAUAACCAUCUGUGUCCUCUAAGAUGAUUCUAGGCCUGUGAGCUCCAGCACAGCAGAGAGGCCAUGUGACAUGAUGAUGUGUUGAACUUCUAGGGGACAUCAUCUGCAAUAAAGAUUUCUUUAACCAACAGAUCAACACAACAGUUUUUCCCCCAAUGACAAGACACUGUUUCCAUUUUUUUUUACUGUUUGAAAACAAUGAAGAAACGUGUCAUACACCCACAUUUAAUUUGUGCUCCAGUAAUUCAGUAUCAAGCUCUGACUCUUCUAAU
Messenger RNA from Lampris incognitus (smalleye Pacific opah), 2549 nucleotides. It is a transcript of the gene thap7, whose product is annotated as THAP domain containing 7. Bases 66 to 1982 code for a protein of 638 amino acids. NCBI's taxonomy places the organism in Eukaryota, Metazoa, Chordata, Actinopteri, Lampriformes, Lampridae. Gene Ontology annotation, biological process: regulation of DNA-templated transcription. Gene Ontology annotation, cellular component: nucleus. The transcript is spliced from 5 exons. The record is from RefSeq and is a predicted model, not a curated record.